Messenger RNA from Nymphalis io (European peacock), 6431 nucleotides. It is a transcript of the gene Usp8, whose product is annotated as ubiquitin carboxyl-terminal hydrolase 8. The transcript is spliced from 19 exons. The record is from RefSeq and is a predicted model, not a curated record. Gene Ontology annotation, biological process: protein deubiquitination. Gene Ontology annotation, molecular function: cysteine-type deubiquitinase activity. The coding region runs from base 162 to 2924 and encodes 920 amino acids. Lineage: Eukaryota; Metazoa; Arthropoda; Insecta; Lepidoptera; Nymphalidae.
UAGUGACGUUUUCAGACGAGUUAUUAUUGUAUUCCUAAUUUUUGUUUGUGCUUUAAAAUUUAGGACCUGUUAUUAGUCGAUAUAAAUGUGAUGUUUAAGGUCUUGGUGGCUUUUAUUCUAAAAUUAAAUUAUAUCGCAGUGUUCGCUAAUUAAAUUCUAAAAUGACUGAGACGCGUCGUUUACAACUCCAUCUGGGGAAAUGUAUCGAAGAUUUAGAUAAAUUACACAAUGUUGACUUUAAAUCUAAAAGAGCUACAAUGUUAUGCAAAACAGCUCAAAAACUUUUUGAAACUGCAGAAGAGGCCCGUGAAAAGGGCGAUGAGGAGUAUUCCUAUGUGCAAUACAUGAAAUACCUACGAGUCGUUUCAUAUAUAAGCAAAGAUAAAGAUUAUUCGAAAGACAAGACUUACUUUAACAGUAUGAUUGGAACAAAAAAUCCAAACAAAGCUUUAGAUGCUGCUGAGAAUCUAAAAAAUAGCUUAAUUGUGAGGUAUAAGAAAGAAGAACAAGCACAACGCCUUCAAGACAUAAAAGAGAAUGAAUUGAUUAAGCAAAAAAUUGACGAAAACAGAAAGAAGGCAAUGGAAACAGUUGUAGUGAAUGACCCAAUACCGCAUGGUAUACCAGGUCUAGAGGAAGUGACGAUCAAAAGUGAACAAUUAUACACAUUACUAAAAAGUGGCAAGUUGAAGGUAAUGAUAAUGGACGCCAGGCCUGGAAAAGACUACAUUGAGUCCCACAUAAAUCACCCAGCUUGCAUCAGUGUACCACAGGAAUGUAUAUCACCAGGGCAAUCAGCACAUGUAUUGGAACAGAGCUUGCCAGCUGCAUCAAGGCCCGUGUGGGCUGAACGAGCUUCCAUGGACAUCAUUGUUAUGCUGGACUGGAGCAGUUCUGCAUUUAUACCAGGAAUGACUCUGCAUUUGUUGAAAACGAUACUGCUUAAGUGGGAUGUAAAAGUACAAUAUUCAAGACAACCGCUAGCUUUAAACGGCGGGUAUGAGGACUGGCUUCUAAAGUAUCCCGCGUUCACAACCAAUCCGCAAGCUAUCCCACCAUCGCAAGAGAGCAUGCUUGACGAUAUUAUGCUAGACGGAAUCGACUACCCUAACUUCUCGGAUUUGAGUCCACCGUCCGCUCCCGUUAAUCGGUUCAACAAACCUGGAGAACCAGCCAUCGAUCGAAGCAGCAAGUCGGCGGCGCUGGCGCUGUACUCGGAGCGCGCGCGCGGCGUGCAGACGCUGCUGGAGCGCCAGGAGCGCAUCGAGGACACCUCGCUCACGCUGGAGAUGCAGCGCCUCAAGGCCGAGCAGGACUGGGAGGACGUCCGUCAGCACCGGGAGGUGGAGCAACGGGACGAGAUGCGCGCCAUGUACAAGCUGCGGGAACAGGAGAUCAUAUCUCAGCUCAUGCAGCUCGAGAACAAACAAUACGACAUGGAACAAGAAAAUCUCUCACUCCGCGAACAACUCGAAGAGUAUCAGCGCAAAGAGAAAGAGGAGGCGGAGAAACUCGCGGAGAGCAUCGUGAAGGCCACGGAGGAAGUUCCCGUGGACGACGACGUACAGGUGGCGGCGGCGGCGUCGCGCGCGCGCAUCGCGGCCGUGCGCGCGCAGCGGGACGCGCUCGACCGCCGCCGGGAGGCGCUGGAGACCGAGCGCAAGCGGAAGCUGGCCGAGGCGCGCGCCAAGCGGAAGCCGGGACGGGAGGACGACGGCGAUGCGUACAUGGGUUCUCCCACGGACAGUCCCGGAGCGACCGGUCUGAACCGCUCGCAGUCGUCGCCCAACAUCGCCAAGGUGUCGUCGGACGAGGACGAGUCGUCGACGCCGCAGUUCGACCGCAGCACGAAACCGCCGCCGCCCAAGAUGGCGCCCUCCUGCGAGCUGCACCAGCGGGACUUUCAGCCUGUGUGGGGCGAUGUGGGUCGUGGGUUGACAGGUCUGAAGAAUCUUGGGAAUACGUGUUAUAUGAAUUCGAUUAUUCAAUGCCUCAACAAUACCGCUAUACUUUUCACGUAUUUCUGCAACGGACAAUACCUUGAACACAUUAACAGAUCACACAGCACGCGUGGUGCGAUAGCGGAAGAACUGGCUGCCGUGGUCCGCGCGCUGUGGUCCGGACAGUAUCGAUUCAUCGCUGCUAAAGAUUUACGGAACGAGGUCGGUAAACAUCAGCGAGCAUUCCGCGGAUGCGAGCAGCAGGACUCCCACGAGUUCCUCACCAUCCUCAUGGACUGGCUUCACCUCGAUCUACAGUUCACCAUUAAGCCGCCACACAAGGAGACCCUGGGCGCGUCGGAGCGCGCGUGGCACGAGUACACCAAGUCCAAGGAGAGCCUGGUGCUGCGCCUGUUCUACGGCCAGAUCCGCUCCACCGUGCGCUGCACCGUGUGCCGCGCCAGCUCCCCCACGUACGACUCGUUCUCCAACCUGUCGCUGGAGCUGCCGCCGCACUCCGCGCGCUGCACGCUCGCCGACUGCCUGAACCUCUAUCUUAACGGCGAGACGAUACCAGGCUGGAAUUGCCCCAAUUGCAAGGAGAAACGUGACGCAGUGAAAAAACUUGACAUAUCUCGACUACCCCCCGUACUGGUUAUUCAUUUCAAGCGAUUCUACGUCGACCCCAAGGAAUACAUGUGCAACGCGUAUAGGAAGAAACAGACAUAUAUAGACUUUCCACUGGAAGACCUGGACAUGAGGCAGUUCUCGCUGGAUUGUCCUGGAAAUCCUCUGUAUAAUCUAUACGCGGUGUCGAACCAUUACGGGUCAAUGGAGGGGGGGCAUUACACAGCAUAUUGUAAGAGCAGUGUAUAUGGAAAAUGGUACAAAUACGAUGACCACUUGGUGACCGAGAUCCCAGCCAGCGAGGUCCGCUCCAGCGCAGCCUACAUCCUGUUCUACACGUCAUGUACGCGGUCGUGAUCCCCUCACCUCACAUUAGACGCACUCACAACCGAGUGAGGCUCGAUCACUACUUUUAGGGGUACUUGAUUAAUAUAUUGUAUGGUAAACGAAUUUCAUAAAUUGUUUCGAAAAUGAUCAUAAACAUCGUUCGCGCUUAUGACGGAAGAAUUUGUAACAAUUCAUUCGAUAGACGCGCUAUGGUUACUAUAUUUUUUUUUUAUUUCGUAUGGAAAUCAUUUUUAAUAAUUGCAAAUUUUAAAUCAGUCUAUGGUUUCAUUUCAUUAAGUAAUUUCGCUGAUACCAAAAUACAACAUUUAAAAAAAUACAAUUUUUUUUUUAAGAACCGUUUUUAAACCUACAUAUUUAUUUGACGUAAAUAUGACCUUGUAAUGGAAAUAAUGAAAGAAAUCGAUAAUUAAGAAGUUGUGUGGUAAGUAUAUCAAAGGCAAUUAUUUAUGUAUCAAUUUCAGACUAUAAUUUAUAUUUUUCAAGUAAAGUGUGAGGGAGACAAAGCGAUCGUGCAGCCAAAUUGUUGUGUGCGUUACUAUAAUACCGGUCACACACACGCGUAAAACAUUCGUAUAUUGUGCGCAUUUGAAUGACAUGGGUUCGAAUAUUAAUUAUGCGAAUGUCUUAGUCUUGCGUCUGUGGUUGUGGUAUUCGUACACUGGAGACGAGAAACUAUGCAAUACCUCAAAUGCAAGCUAUGUUGACUGGUAAGCAUCAUCAUCACUUAAACCAGUGGUGUAAGAAUAUACAUCUUAAGUACGGGGACGAAGAAUUUCUCUUUUUUUAUAAAUUCAUCAAUGGAAUGGAAUGAAAAUCCCGGGCGUCAUCACGGCCAUUUUAUUUUUUAAUGGCGAAAUGUCCUUUACCUUCGCAACCAUGUGCGCUACUGGUACAAAUGUGUGGAAGAAUACGUAGAAGUUCGAGGUUUUCUUGCUUUGGUGUGCGUCAAAAACCAUGGAAAACCGCAAGAGCAGCGAAAACGUUACAUAAUCGUUUGCAAAUCUCAUCCUACACUUGUGAUUUUUAAUAUUAGUGCGAAUGUAAGUGACCGGCAUAAGAUUGAAGUAACGCUCAGUCGCUUUGUCUCGUUUUAGAGAUUCAAUACUGGUAGGCGCUGUCCAUAGUCUGCCUAUAACUAAUGAUUAGGCUACCUACGAUAUUAUACACAUUAAACAAAAUCUAAGUUUUGUUUAUAAUGCGUCGAUAGAAGGAUAAAAACACCAAAACACUAAUUUAUGAAUUGUCAAUUUGUGAACCCUUACGUUAUCGCGACUUAAUGUUAUUACAAGACAUUAUCGGUUAAUUAUACAGUAUAAAAUAAUAUUUGUUGUGAUUUUAUAUAAAACAAUGUUUACAUAAUUUAGGUUAUCCAAUUGCCGCCUUAUCUUCUGUCAUCUUGCUAUCACCAAUGGGUCUUAUCGUUAGUCAAUUCAUUAGUUUUAUAUCACAAUGAAAUUAAAAAAAAAAACGUAUUUGUCAUUUCUAAUAGAUUUGUAGAUCUAUAUUAUUUUAUAAAACCAAAUAAUUUGAUGACGACUAAUCGAUUGAUAUAUUUUAGUAUAUGUAAUCAUUAGUUAUGUUUUAGUUUUAAAAGUAAUAGUAAUAGUUAUGUUAUUUACUUUAUUAUUUGUGAUUUGAGUUACUUAUAUAUCUUUAGUCUUUCUAUACAUAAAUAUUUACUUUAGAUUAAGGAUGUCCAUACUCGUGUAGGUUUUUGAUCUGUGUGUAGUAUAAAAGAGAAUAGUUCCCAAAUCAUGAACCUGAGCUGUGUGAAAAUUAAAAAAUCAUUGAAAAUAAACUCAAUCAUUAUAAUAGGAAGCGACACCAAAAGCAUGGACAACGUGUCUAUGGAGUUUUGUCCCAAUAUUGGGAGAAGGAGACACUUUUAACGCUUUUAAAACAUUUUCCACUAUGCUACUCCAGUAUAAUUUAUAUACUAGCUUCAGCAUGAAAUUAAUUAUAAACACAAAUGAGGCACAUGAAAAUUCACUAGUGUUCGGAUUUGAAACCGCAAUCCCCGGUUAUAAUAUAUUUUUUAUUGAUUAUUAUAAAUCAUUAUAAAUUUAUACUUUUCCAUUUUUACUCGCACUAAUAAAACCUUUUAUUUAUAUUUGCCAAUAAAGUAAUAUUAAACAAAACCUUUAAAGAUUAUAAAUUGACUUUCAAAGCUUUUACUACUUAUAGUAACUCCCAUUAUGAAAUAGUCAGCUAGAUCACAUCUGACCAGCAUGAGUAUGAAUAGCCUUACCAUAUUUUUAUUUUUUUUAUUAUUCCGAAUUAAUUUCAGAUAUCGUGUUCUAAAUAAAAAAUUUAAAAAUAAUACCGUACCAAAUAAUUUCCAAUUCUUAAACGGAUUUUAAUAUUUUGUCUUCCUAAUUCCGAUCUAAACAUUUAUUGUAAAUUAAAUAUAUUUAAAUUUAUAAUUUGUAUGAAUAUCUGCUUAUUAUAAAAUUAGGAGCGUAUAAAUAUUUUUGUAUGUCAUAAAGGUAUUGGCUGUAUAAAAUGCUUUUUCCGUUAAAAAAAAAAACUAUUUAUUAUCAAUAAUAAUUUAAUUGUAUGCAAGAUUUCUGAUGGUAAGAAGAAAGACUGAGUAGUGUGUGGUAAUUUAUAGCAAACCCCUCGAAAUAAAAUGUAUUUAUUGCAAAUUUAUUUGUAUAAGAGAAAUGGACCAAAACCAAUUCAUUAAAUUAUCACGGCCUGGGUAAAUUAGUUUGCUAUUCUGGAAUAUGUAGUCUUUAGAAUGUAUAGAAAAGACAACCGAAAUUAUUUUUCCCUUACUGUUUCAUAUAUAAUAAUAUAAUAAUUUUUUACUAUCACUAUUACUAUAGUUAAAUUAGUUAUGAUUAUAUUGAAACUAUCAUUCUAAAACUGGCAUUGUUUGAUAGUAAACUAAACAUAAGUGAUCGGUUUUAAGUCUUUGUAUACAAAUGUUUUUCGACAUUUCUGUAUAAUCCCAGUAACAGAUUUGUGGCACAUUCUAUUUUUGAAUAAAAUGUUUUUCUUUACAAGUAAAAAAAGACAUAUUUGUCCCUUUAAGAGAUUUCUUCCAACACACAAAGGAAUUUAUAAACAGAAGAAAAAUUAUAGCAAAUCAUAACAAAACAUAAUGACAUAAACUCCUUAAUGUUUUUAUCAACCACAUUAUAAUCCAGGGAAAUCUGAAAGUGAUCUAAUUCUGUGUCCAUAUUCUUGUACUUGUAAAUUACAAAUUCAGCUUCAUUUGAGAGGAUGAUUUGUAUGAGUGUAUUGGUUUAUUUCUCUGUAAGGAAUAUUGUGUAACUAGUUAUUACAUUAUGUAUCGAAUUUCAGUGCCUGAAGCGAAUAUUGUUGGCUUUUAUGACGCGAAGUAUUAUCCAUUAGUGCCAUUUCGCUAAAACAUUUCUGUUAAUAUAAGAAAAAAUAAAUGAAUAUUUUGUUUAUAAAUGUUGUUGUAUGAAAUGAUUGUACAUACAAACUUAAAAUUGAUUAUUAUUGUGUAAAUGUAAGACAAACUUUAUUAAAUUCUUUGUUAUUAUU